AUGUUCUGCUUUGGCAACGUUGACUACAACCAGGGGAAUGGCACCACCUAUCUCCUUUAUGCGGUGUCUGGUAGUAUUUUAAAACAAUCGGUCUGGACCAUCUUGUUACUCUCUUCCAGUUGUUUUUCGCUUGAACGGUAUUUAAUUGCCACGUUGUGUAACAACAUCCCACAAUGUGAAAUGCCACCCAUGCGCUUUCCCGCAUUUCUCUCAUCCAAUUUCCCACCCCUCCCGUUUAGCCUAUCUUCCGGAUUUGAUUGGGAUAUGUAUUGGUUAUGCCGAGCCAUCAUUUGCCGGAAGCAGAGGUGGCGAACCCUUGAUCUGACAGAGGGCUAUGGUCUCUACACAGCUCGCCUGAACGAGUGGAGGUGUAGGCACUUCGAAGUGAUUGUACACGCCUGUAAAGACCAGCAGCUGAAGCAAGGACAAACAAUGAUAAAUGCUCUUCAAGGUCCGUCACGAAGAGACUGGACCUUACCGUGGUGUGACGGCCCAGCACUUAGGACUGAUGACUCCGUUCGUCAUGCAUCGGUUUUGCGUUCAGGAUCUGUUCGUCACAUGGUGCCGGCAUUUUCAGGAAUCUCCAAAUCAGUCCUCAAGCCUCGACACCCAGUCUAUCUGGCCGCGUUCAAUGUCCGCACUCUGAAGCAAGCAGGACAACAAGCUGCUCUUGCACUCACACUGGACUCGCUUGGCAUUGAUGUGUGCUGUCUCAGCAACGAGAAUUCAAGAUGCAAGCACAUCUCCAAUCGCUUCCGACUGCGCACCUCUGGUGAUCCAGAAGCUGCUGCGGUGGGAUGUGCAGGGGUUGGUAUUGUGCUAAGUCACUGGGCGGAAGUAUCCUUACUUGACUGGAUACCUGUUGAUAGUCGCCUCUGUGCGAAUGCCAACCAAUCCGAGUCAAGCACCUUGACUCGACGGUUCUCGCCCCCUCACGGACAUUCUGGCACGACCUUGUGUCCAGCACCAGAAGCUGCGUUGGUUGGGACAUGUGUUACGUAUGCCUCGUUUGCCGAAGAGAGUACUGUUUUCCAUGCCCAAUUCGGAGUGGCGUAA
Molecule: messenger RNA, 1056 nt
Organism: Opisthorchis viverrini
Lineage: Eukaryota; Metazoa; Platyhelminthes; Trematoda; Opisthorchiida; Opisthorchiidae
Exons: 7
Coding region: 1-1056 (351 amino acids)
Source: RefSeq, a predicted model, not a curated record